Messenger RNA from Coffea arabica (coffee), 1338 nucleotides. RefSeq lists its product as uncharacterized. The record is from RefSeq and is a predicted model, not a curated record. NCBI's taxonomy places the organism in Eukaryota, Viridiplantae, Streptophyta, Magnoliopsida, Gentianales, Rubiaceae.
AUGAGGGCCUUCCCCUUCUCUUUGAAGGACUCCGCAAAAGACUGGCUCUACUGCCUACCACCUGGUAGUAUCACCACGUGGGACCAACUGAAAAAAAAAUUCUUGGACAAAUACUUUCCGGUAUCUCGAGCUGCAAGCCUAAGGAAGGAGAUAUGUGGCAUCAAACAACACCCAAGCGAAUCUCUCCAUGAGUACUGGGAGAGGUUUAAGAAACUGUACACCAAAUGCCCUCAGCAUCAGAUAAGUGAACACCUGCUUAUCCAAUAUUUCUAUGAAGGACUACUUUUCAGAGACAGAAGCAUAAUCGAUGCUGCAAGUGAAGGGGCGUUGGUGAACAAAACUCCUCAAGGAGCAUGGGAGUUAAUUGAAGGGAUGGCUGAGAACUCACAGCAAUUUGGUUCAAGAGAGGACAUUCCUACGCGUAUGGUGAAUGAGGUAGAAACAUCCUCUAUUCAACAGCAACUCUCCGAAUUGACAUCUUUUGUGCGACAACUAGCUGUGGGGGCAUCACAAGCCAAAGUGUGUGGGGUAUGCACUGCCGUGGGUCAUCCUACGGAAAUGUGUCCACUGGUUCAAGAAGAAAUUGCAGAACAGGUGAACAUGGCUGGCCACGCGUCUGCUCCAAGAAAGCAGUACGACCCAUACUCAAGUACCUACAAUCCUGGUUGGAGGGAUCACCCCAACCUUAGCUAUGGAGGGAAUAGGCAGUCUAAUUUUGUGCCAAAUAGACAGCAAGGGAACCCACAGCAGUACCAUCCUCGCCCACCACCACCCUCUUCAAACUCAAGUCCGUCCAUGGAAGAGAUGAUGAAGCAAUUACUUGCUAAUCAACAAAAGACGGAUUCAGACCUGCAAAGCAUGAGAAAUCAACUGGGACAGGUGCAGUCAUUGCAAAAUCAAAUGAAUCAAAUGGUUAUAACAAUUAACCGUUUGGAGUCCCAAGUUCAAGGAAAGUUGCCAUCUCAAUAUGAGGUAAAUCCAAAGAAUGUAAGUGCAAUGACCUUGAGGAGUGGCAAGGAAGUUCAAGGACCCGAACCCGUGAUUCCUAAAGACAAGGACGAGGAACGAAUCGAGAAAGAAUUAGAAGAGGAGGGCAGAGACAACAAAAAUGCAAAGGUACCCUCGAACCCAAUUCCUACAAUUAAAACUAAUCCACCUCUCUUUCCUAGCAGGUUAGAGAAACCAAAGAAGCAAGACAAGGAAAAAGAGGUCUUGGAGAUCUUUCACAAGGUGGAGAUCAACAUACCCCUACUGGAUGCGAUUAAACAAGUACCCAGGUACGCAAAAUUUUUGAGGGACCUGUGUGCCAACCGCAAGCGGUUGAAGGGGGAUGAAUGA